GAAAUGUUUUGAUGAUCAUUCAAAAUGGUUAUAAAAAUCAAAUCAGCUAUAUAGUUUCUCUAUCAUUGUGGCAAGACUGGCAAGUUUAUACUUUUAAAGAGUGAAUUAAUUCAGCUAAAGGUCAAGUGGUUCAAACCCAUUAAAAAACAAACAACACCUGUCAAAAGUGUCAAAUAAACGUCGUUGGCACGUGGUGUCCACUGUCGGUCAGCGAGUGGUGGAGUAGUGGAGUUAUUCGUGUUGUCUUUAAUUUUUACCACAUUUUUGAUAGAAAAAUUGUGUUUUAGUGACAAAUUACAGAUACAGUUUUGUGCAAGACGUUAUAACAGUAAUCUUCUGCUUCUAUAAAUUAUGCAGUAAAUUUGGCUGAAAAAAAUGGCUGCGACCUCCUUAGCGGAACAGCUUCAAAAGCUGACUGUUCCUCAAGCAACAAUCUAUAAAGAUGACAAGAAAAAGGCAUCGUUACUUUUCGACCCAAAAGUAGCCGCUACUAAGGAUCGUGAUACGUUCUAUGAGAUCGGUCUAAGCGGCCUUCAAGAACUUAUAGCUCUGUACGAAGGUUUCAGACUGUAUGAAGACACUCUCUUCAGUUUAUCAUCAAAAGAUUUUGAAAGAGCCAUGCAGAGCAAAGAAGUCAACCAGAACCUUGAUCAAACCAUCGAGAAAUUUCUGUUACUACUGUCUCCAUAUUUACUCCUGGAAUCUUCUCACAAAGCAUUGGAAUGGCUAGUGAACCGUUACCACAUUCAUCAGUACAAUCAAGAUGCAAUCUUAGCUCUAGUAUUACCAUACCAUGAGACAAAAAUAUUCAUCCGUUUCGUUCAGAUAUUGGAUUUGAAAGCAUCUAACAGAUGGGGAUGGUUGAAACCUAUACAGAAAAACGGUAUACCAUUAGCGAAGCAGCUCAUGUACAAUCAGUGCAUAUCAAACAUAGAUACUCUACAAUACAUAGCAAAAACCACAGUCAAAUAUGUACAAGAAUUUGGUGAGCGUGCCUCACAACUGAACACAGUUUUUGCAUUCUUCUGUUCAACUACCAUUGGGGCUAUAAAUACGGUAAAAAAAGUUAAAGAAAGCAUGAUUAAUGCUCUUUUGCCAACUCUGAUGAAAGCUUUAGAAUCACCGGUCAUAGACUUCAGAUCAUCAGCAUAUGUUAUAUUAGGCUUUUUGUCAACUAAAGCAAGCAUAAAGGAGGAAACUUUAAAUGCAAUUAUUCAUAAAAUCUUGACUACCGAAUUUGACCAACUGUCGUAUGAUAUGGCAUUACUCAUCAACUUGCUAUAUACAAACCAGUCACACAUCACUAAGGUAUCAGAAGUUAUUCUUCAUGAGAUGUCUGCGGAUGUCUUGGCCAACUUUGGUAGACAUUUGAAGAAACUUGUUGAGCAGAAGAUCAACAUUCAUCCAUUUACGUUGGCUUUCCUGUCAAGCAUCCUUCCAGAAGUACAAAGUGAUGUGGAUGAGUUCCGAAGCUUCAGUCAGUUGGUGGAGAUUUUUAUUGAUGAAGUAAAUUUGAAAGAUCAACAGCCUGAAAAGGUUAUCAAGUGCAUCCUUGACCAUUACAAUCUCAAGAAAGAUGCUAAUAAUACUCCGGAUGGAGAUGAAAGUGACAUUGAAUUUUUUGAUGAUGAAGGAAACUUCUCCAGCAAAGUCCUCUAAUGGUACUCAGCACUGCUCAAGACUGUUGAAACGAAAUAUCCAGAGGCUUUCGACAAAGUCAUAAAGAAGAUAAUGAGUUCUGAAGAGAAUAUAUCGUCUAAGAGAAAGAAGCUACUGUCUAAAGUACUAGGAUUCAACCCUGCAGUUGCUCACAAAGUCGGAGACGCAUAUUUGUUUGAAAACCUCAAUCACGUUAAUCCGGAAUUACGUAUUGAAGCUGUGAAGUACAUUGGUAAAGAAUUUGCGUCGUUGAAAGCGGAAAAUGCUGAUUUUGUAAAAGAUUCUCUUGUUAAUAGACUCAAUGACGAGGAUCCAUCAGUUGUCACUGCAGCUUUAGACCUACCGACAAUGUAUUUGAAAGAGGUUCUUACUGAAACUGAUCUAACUGAAAGUUUUAUCAAAAUUAUUUCCAAAGGAUCUAAGAAAUGGAGGCCUGUGGUACGAAAAGCGAUUACCAAGUUCUGUUCUCUUGACAUACUGCCUGUAAAUCAAGAAACUGUGUUGGCGUUAGUUCCUUACCUAUUUCCGCACGAUGAAAACUCAGCUGAGUUGACUUGGGAUAUUUUAUGUUCACCAUGGGGAAAGAAGUUUCCACUCACUAAGAAUAUAAAGGGUCUCAACAAGACGUUUAAAGAUAAUCCUGAAGUGUUGAAUCAAGUGAUAUUCAAAGUUCUAUUUGACGACAGAAAAGUAAGCUUUGAUGAUAUGCUUGAUGUCCUACAGCUGAACAAAGAUAACACUCUUGAUAUUUGUGUGUUCCUGCUCCUAAAGUCUUGCUCAUUUGCAAAAUCAACAGUGGAAGAGAUUACAGAUGUAUUGAAUUUGCUCUUGGAAUCUGUCGAAAACAGGGUCAUAGUAUCUAGUUCAGGAAGCCAAGCAUUUUCAAAAGAUAUUAUACCCGAAUUUGUCAAACUAGCCAGACAGGAUAAAAUACUAUUUGAAACUAUGGAAUAUAUUUUCUCAAGAAUCAUUGAGGAUAUAAAUAUUACAAAUAUUCCAAAGCCAUGGUGUAACAUCUGUGAGUCAGUUAAAACUAUUCUCGUUAGAAGAUUAUACGAAAUAUUCGUUACUGGAUGUGCGAUUCCCAGUUAUGGAGAAAACUACUCUAAAUUAUUACAGAAAUUGCUCGGGAAAUGUUUCCAAAAUCCUAAAGAAAAGUUUGAUUUCAUUGCUAAUGUCGCUUGUGGACAUAUACUUUAUGCUUGCGACCCAAAAGAUGUUGUUAGUCCCGAACUUCAACUUCGAAGUCUCAAAUUGCUUACCAAUUUCAUCGCUGUGCAGGAAGAGGCGAAAUGGCUCCACGAUUCCGAUGUAGUCCUCUUAACAGUUCUCUUUGACUUGAAUAAUCCUAUUGCAGCUAUCAGAGAAUGCACUAUUGAUUUCGUCAUAGCCUUGUUAUGGGAAGAGCAUGAUAAAAAUCUGGUUUAUUCACAGUUGUUGAGAGAAUUGCUGUCCCACAAAGAAGAGCUGUUAUUGGACCAUGAACAAGUUUUGCACAUUAUGAAUACAGUCCUCACUAAACCAACUUCAGAGAAUAAAGCAUUCAAAAAGAAUUGCUUAGCGAAAUUUUCAAACAUUUUAACCGGAGAUACUCCAGCCCAUAUUAAAGCGAGCUUUUUGAAGAUUCUCUCUCUGUUCAACAAUGCAAACUCAUUCCCUGUUAUUGUGACAUCUUUGAAUUCUGUUGAAGAAAAACUGAAGGAAAUGGACACUAAAGUAAUGUUGGACAUAUAUGAAUCAAAUCUGUUGAAAAGUGUUUACAGCCACAUUAAUGAAUCAACUAUUUCUACAAUUGCAAAGGACCAAGUUUGGAAAUAUAUUGAAAUGGGUUUGAAGGAAUACAGAGAGUGCUUAUUGGAAGAAGAUCAGACAUUCAGUAGUCCCUGUGUAUUGAUAUUGAAGCAAAUCGAUGAAGAUGUCUUCAAAAAAGUCCCUGGAACAAAGUCGAAAAGUUUAGUAUAUCUGAUAACUUCUGCUGGUGCUUUCAGCAACAAUCCUACAAUAUCGAGCGCAGCGUCAAAAGUCAUGAAGAAAGUCCAUUUAGAUUUUGCUGACUUCAAACCGAUUUUAGAAGAAAUGUUGAAUGCACAAGAUCCGACUAACACUUCGCAGAAAAAGAAAUCUACAGUAUCAUUGAUAUCAUACCAGUUGACAGAGACUAAUGAAUGGAGACUAGGAAUAGCGUUGCUUGAAUACGUUCAAAGUAAAAAGAGAAUGACAGUUGACGAUUAUUUCGUGAACAUUCUAUUUCAACUGCUGAAAAAGUGCAUGAGAUUCGAAGAGCAAUCCUACGUGGAAUAUACAAAGCAACUAAUACUGUCAUCGCUGUGGUAUUAUUGUAAGAAAUUUGUUGAUGAUACAGACAAAGAACAGCUAAAGUCUCUCAAAUCCAUAUUUGACGUAGAGCUAGUGGUACAAUGUAUCAGGGGCACUCAGAAUCCUCAAACUCAUCACCAUGCCUUGAUAUUAUUGUCUCAUGCUGCUUAUAUGAUGCCUGAACAGGUACUCCACCACACAAUGGAGAUAUUCACUUUCAUGGGCUCAUCAGUACUGAGACACGACGAUGCGUACAGUUUCCAGAUUAUUAUCAAAAUCAUAGAAACUUUGGUACCGAUUUUAGUAAAGUUAGAUAAGAAUGUCGAAGAUUACACAGAGAAGGAACUUCAGCAGUUACAAAAACGUGUAGUUCCAGUUCUUCGGAUAUUCGCGGAUGUAGUUCUUCAUGUACCGGAACACAGAAGGUUACCAUUGUACACGAAGCUUAUAGAAACCCUGGGGCCUAGUCAGUUCCUUUGGGUAUUCCUGGGUUUGUUAUUGGAGACUCACAUAGUUCAUUGCAAAGAUACCAAGAAAGACGACAAAAGAAAACGUAGAACUUUGGCUGAUCAGGAAUCGCCGAUAAACAGACUCGAUUUCGGACAAAGUCUGGUCUUAGAAUUUCCACCUGAAAUUGGAUUGGAGAACUUUAUUAAGCUGAUUGUUUAUAUCAAAUCUUUGCCACUACAGAAGGAUAAGAACUCAAUGGAUACUAACGUCGAUUCUAGUGACAUAUUUAGUAUAAAUGGACAUACGGCAGUCCAACUACGUCAUUACAAAUACGUCAUCAUAACUUUCAUGAAUACUUGCUUAGCUUCAUCCAGAUUUAUCCAGCACUGCAGUCAAGCAACUGAUAUUAAGACUAUGGAAGGCCGCUACAAAACGUUGAUAGUCAACAUUUUGACAUUCAUACAGAAUAUAUCUAAGGUCAAUGAUGACAAGGGGACUUAUUGGAAGGUGAUGUUACAUCACAGUUAUGACUUGCUUGAUCACACCAAUAAUUUACUAUCAGCUUCCAUGUUCGUAUCAGUAGUUAGAGGUUUGUUGGAGCAUAACCUUGUGACAGUCCGAAGAAAAGCGAUGGAAUUAUUGAACUCCAAAAUACAGUUCAGCCCGGAAAUGUUCGAAACAGUCGACAAAGAACUCAUGUACUCUUUACUGCCAGCUUUAAUUGACAUUGUUAAAACAGUCGGAAGUAAAGAAGAAGGUCAUAGCGACACUGCCUUCCAAGAAUUAGAACUGAAUCAGCAAACUGCUCUUCUGACUUUGAAGUUGCUUACCAGACUCCUAGCAUCUGAUAACCCUGAAAGAUUCAAGCCCCUUUUGGAAACAAUCACGGAUCUUACAUGCAAUCCAAGCAUUUCUGGCUACGUUAUGGCUUCAGUCGUGUUAUGCCUGGCGGAAUUAUGUGGCAACUUAAAAGCACAUGCUCUAGCAAGUCUAAGGAAGUUUAUGCCGGCAUUAAUAAAGGUUUUGAAGAAGCAGCGAAGUGCUGAGACUCCUGAAGUAGUCCUACUAAGUACUGUAACAGCGAUAACCAAGAUUGUUGAAAGUCUUCCGCUGUUUUUAAGCCCAUAUCUACAGAAAAUCUUAUAUGAGUACUCGAUACUGCUGGCGAAAUGGCAGAAGUACGAUCAAGAGUGCGCUAAAGUCUCUGCUAUUAUAACGAAACUGUUGAAUAUUAAGAAGAAAAUAGCCAGUUCUAUUCCGCCAAGAGUUUUGAUCCCAGUUGCAAAUGAGACCCAUCAGCUGCUUUUGGAGAAAGAGAACUUUGACGCAAUUGGCCCUGUGAUGUCAGUGUUGGCAGAGAGCUUUGGAAACAUCACUCCGGCUGAUUUUAACACGCUACAGCACGAUUUGACUACUUUCUUCCUAUCAGCGUUGCAGCUACGAAGCGAUGCUGUUGAGAAGAAUGUGGAUUCUGACGUCAUCGAUAGAGCAGAAGAUGAAGUGGUUAACGCGCUUGUUUCUCUAGUUCUGAAGCUGUCAGAAACAAGCUUCAGGCCAUUUUAUUUCAAGAUCUACGACUGGGCUAUACGGACCAAUGUUGAAGGGCAUAAAGAUAGAGCUAUUACAUUCUACAGGUUAAGCAGCGCAAUAGCAGACAAACUGAAGGGCCUUUUCGUGCUGUUCGCUGGCCACUUUAUAAAGAAUGCUGCAGAAUUAUUAGACGCUUGUAACACUAGCAAAACUGAGGACUUAUACUUCGAUUCGGAAGACAAGUGCAUUACAUUGAUCAACUAUGUCGUAAAGACGUUGCAUAUCGUCUUCUUAUACGACAGUCAGAGUUUCAUAAAUAAAGAUAGAUUUGAGACCCUUAUGCAGCCGGUUGUGGAUCAAUUGGAGAAUGCACUUGGAGGGAUUUCCAAGCUAAAGACGAGGGCCACAGAGUCAUUAAUCCCUUGUAUAUCGCAGUUUGCAGUGGCAACGGCCGAUGAUUCGCUUUGGAAACUCUUGAAUUACCAGGUUUUGUUGAAGAUCAGACAUAAUGAUGCUGAAAUAAGAUUGAUUGCCCUAGACUGCUUGGUUGCCAUGGCAACGCAGCUAGGCAGUAGCUGGCUCCCUCUACUGGCAGAAAGUGUACCGUUCUUAGCCGAACUUCUAGAAGAUGGCGACUCUAGAAUAGAAGCCGCUACUAAAGAUGCCAUUAGAAAGCUAGAACAAAUACUAGGGGAACCCCUAGAGAAAUACUUUUAAGAUUUUAAUUUCAUAGUCGUAAGUAAGAAAUGUUUUAAGUAUUUUUAAAAUAUACAAUUUUAUGGUUAUUAA
Messenger RNA from Pectinophora gossypiella (pink bollworm), 6744 nucleotides. Its product is annotated as HEAT repeat-containing protein 1 homolog. The record is from RefSeq and is a predicted model, not a curated record. Gene Ontology annotation, biological process: maturation of SSU-rRNA from tricistronic rRNA transcript (SSU-rRNA, 5.8S rRNA, LSU-rRNA); positive regulation of transcription by RNA polymerase I. The transcript has 5 exons. NCBI's taxonomy places the organism in Eukaryota, Metazoa, Arthropoda, Insecta, Lepidoptera, Gelechiidae. Gene Ontology annotation, cellular component: 90S preribosome; small-subunit processome; t-UTP complex. Gene Ontology annotation, molecular function: snoRNA binding.